Chinchilla lanigera (long-tailed chinchilla) is the source of this 991-nucleotide messenger RNA. Its product is annotated as granzyme H-like. Lineage: Eukaryota; Metazoa; Chordata; Mammalia; Rodentia; Chinchillidae. The transcript has 5 exons. The record is from RefSeq and is a predicted model, not a curated record. Gene Ontology annotation, biological process: proteolysis. Bases 100 to 879 code for a protein of 259 amino acids. Gene Ontology annotation, cellular component: intracellular membrane-bounded organelle; cytoplasm. Gene Ontology annotation, molecular function: serine-type endopeptidase activity.
AGCACAAGUCUAAGACAUCAGUCAGGUCACAGUGUGUGCGCCCCAUUCAUCCGGCUGCAGGGUUCUGUCUGCUCUGACUUGGGCCACCUACCUGGGAAAAUGGCACCACUCCUAAUCCUGCUGAUGUUUCUUCUGUCCCCUCACGCUAGGACAGGCUGCUCCCAGGCACCCCAUCUUCCAGCUUUUCUUUCAGAGGAGAUCAUCGGGGGUCAGGAGGCCAAGCCCCACUCCCGUCCCUACAUGGCCUUCAUCCAGUUUUGGGAUGGCAAUCAGCGGAAGAGAUGUGGUGGUGUCUUGGUGCGAAAGACAUUUGUGCUGACAGCUGCUCACUGCAAGGGAAGCUCAAUAAAUGUCACCCUGGGGGCCCACAACAUCCAGGAACAGGAGAAGACACAGCAGGUCAUCCAUGUGAGAAGAUCCAUCCCACACCCAGACUAUAUUCCUCAUAACUUCUCCAAUGACAUCAUGCUGCUGCAGCUGAAGAGAAAGGCCAAGCUGACUAAGGAUGUGCAGCCCCUCAGACUGCAUGAGGACAUGACCCAGGUGAACCCAGGUGACACGUGCCUUGUAGCAGGCUGGGGAAAAAUGGCCCCAUCAGGCCCUUCAGCGACUAAACUGCAGGAGGUGCAGCUGACAGUGCAAGAUGAACAAAAAUGCAAAGCAGCCCUCCAUGUCUAUUCUGAAGUCACUGAGAUUUGUGUGGGAGACCCAAGGAAAAAAAAGACCAGUUUCAAGGGGGACUCUGGGGGUCCCCUCGUGUGUAACAAAAUGAUCCAAGGCAUUUUCUCCUAUGGAAGAAAUAGUGGAAGACCCCCAGUAGUCUUCAUGAAGGUCUCCCACUUCCUGCCCUGGAUAAAGAGCACCAUGGGGCACCUCUAACAGCUGGUGUAAGAUUGGCUUCCUGAUCAUCUUUUCUAAAGCAGAAGAAAGAUUUCCAAGAGCACGGGCCUUAAGAACUGCACAGUGAUAAUAAAUGGAUCUCAAGAGUGAA